Molecule: messenger RNA, 1972 nt
Organism: Pan troglodytes (chimpanzee)
Lineage: Eukaryota; Metazoa; Chordata; Mammalia; Primates; Hominidae
Gene: CA7
Product: carbonic anhydrase 7
Exons: 7
Coding region: 121-915 (264 amino acids)
Biological process (GO): regulation of intracellular pH
Cellular component (GO): cytoplasm
Molecular function (GO): zinc ion binding; carbonate dehydratase activity
Source: RefSeq, a predicted model, not a curated record
CCUCCCGCCAGCCGCUGCUUUAAGAGGCUGCUCCGCGGUAGCGAGCGGGGCCGGAGCCGCAGCCCGAACGAGCGGACCGAGCCGACCGGGCAGGUGCACGGCUGCGGGGACGGCAGCGGCAUGACCGGCCACCACGGCUGGGGCUACGGCCAGGACGACGGCCCCUCGCAUUGGCACAAGCUGUAUCCCAUUGCCCAGGGAGAUCGCCAAUCACCCAUCAAUAUCAUCUCCAGCCAGGCUGUGUACUCUCCCAGCCUGCAACCACUGGAGCUUUCCUAUGAGGCCUGCAUGUCCCUCAGCAUCACCAACAAUGGCCACUCUGUCCAGGUAGACUUCAAUGACAGCGAUGACCGAACCGUGGUGACUGGGGGCCCCCUGGAAGGGCCCUACCGCCUCAAGCAGUUUCACUUCCACUGGGGCAAGAAGCACGAUGUGGGUUCUGAGCACACGGUGGACGGCAAGUCCUUCCCCAGCGAGCUGCAUCUGGUUCACUGGAAUGCCAAGAAGUACAGCACUUUUGGGGAGGCGGCCUCAGCACCUGAUGGCCUGGCUGUGGUUGGUGUUUUCUUGGAGACAGGAGACGAGCACCCCAGCAUGAAUCGUCUGACAGAUGCGCUCUACAUGGUCCGGUUCAAGGGCACCAAAGCCCAGUUCAGCUGCUUCAACCCCAAGUGCCUCCUGCCUGCCAGCCGGCACUACUGGACCUACCCGGGCUCUCUGACGACUCCCCCACUCAGUGAGAGUGUCACCUGGAUUGUGCUCCGGGAGCCCAUCUGCAUCUCUGAAAGGCAGAUGGGGAAGUUCCGGAGCCUGCUUUUUACCUCGGAGGACGAUGAGAGGAUCCACAUGGUGAACAACUUCCGGCCACCACAGCCACUGAAGGGCCGCGUGGUGAAGGCCUCCUUCCGGGCCUGAGCUGCCCAUCUGCCUAGCCGGCCACUAGGGCACCAUCUUCCCAAGGGCUUCCAUGUCAGCAGACACCAAACCAUCUGAGGCUUCCUCCCUGGGGGGUGCUGGGGACCCUCCUUCAGCCAGUUUGCUCCUUGGUCACCCUGGAGGCUUCUGGAUGGGACCCUUGAGUCUGGGGCACCCUUCAGCUGCCCUGGGGACAGGAAGGACAGGAGCUAAGCAGGGUCCAAGCCUGGGGCUGCCUCUGCUCUCCAAGACCCAAAGACCCCGGGAACCUCCUCUGGUCUUCCCCACUGGCAGUGGCAGCAGCCCCACCCCGAGCGCACACUGUGAUGGAGGAGACUGAGCUCCCUAGGGCGGGCAGCUGACACUACCAGAGAGACUCAAGCAAUAAUUAGAGGUGGGCAGAGCUGCCCUCUCGGCAUUACCUCUUCUGCAGGCUCUGCCAUGCACGCACCUCACUGCCAGGCCAUUAAAAUCAGCACCCAGCAUGCUGGAGGUGACGUGGCCUUCUCCCUCCAGCCACCUGCUGCCACGGGCAGGCCCUGGCUAUAGCUUAUACAGUAUCUCCCCUUGUCCCCACCCAGUCACCAAAGCCACCUACAUGACAGUCCAUCCCUGUUGAAUUAAUAAAUUCAUGUAUCCAUGCAACAAAUACCAAUUGAGUGCUUGUGCUGUCUCUAGUACCAUCCUAGGCUUUGGAGAGCAAUGGUGGUGAGUUAAGCACUAUGCGUUGGGAGGGAUAUGAGUGGUGAGCAGGUGAGGGUUACACAAAGGGCAGGGAAGGGGCUAUGGGAGCAGACGAGAGGGGAAGACCAUGUCACUCAGCAAAGAAAUGAAAUUCUGGUCAGGCGUGGUGGCUCACGCUUACAGUCCCAGCACUUUGGGAGGCCAAAGCAGAUGGAUCACUUGAGCUCAGGAGUUCGAGACCAGCCUGGCCAACUGCUGAAACCCCGUCUCUACUAAAAUUACAAAAAUUAGCUGGGUGAUAGUGGUGUGCACCUGUAAUCCCAGCUGCUCAGGAGCCUGAGGCAGGAGAAUCGCUUGAACCCAGGAGGCAGAG